Messenger RNA from Choloepus didactylus (southern two-toed sloth), 2391 nucleotides. RefSeq names its product Ras association domain family member 4 (gene RASSF4). The record is from RefSeq and is a predicted model, not a curated record. Bases 160 to 1125 code for a protein of 321 amino acids. Gene Ontology annotation, biological process: signal transduction. Lineage: Eukaryota; Metazoa; Chordata; Mammalia; Pilosa; Megalonychidae. The transcript is spliced from 11 exons.
GGGCGGGGCCGGGGGUCCCCGAGGCCCCCAGCGGGCUGAGAGGCCGGGGAGAGCCGCGCUGCGGGCGCAGCUGGGCUGCAGUCGUGCACGCAGCGCAGGAAGCGGCUUCUGGACAGCGCGAUGUGUGGACGAUAACUUCCAGGCUGCAAACCAGAGAAGAUGAAGGAAGACUUUCCUCCCAAUUCUCAUGUACCCAUCAGCGACAGCAGAUCCAUUCUUAGGUCAGAGCUCUUAAACCUGCUAAAAACCUACAACUGCUACCAUGAGGGGAGAAGCUUCCAGCUGAGACACAGAGAGGAGGAAGGGGCCUUGAUCAUCGAGGGGCUCCUCAACAUCUCCUGGGGGCUGCGGCGGCCAAUCCGGCUGCAGGUGCAAGAUGACCGGGAGCGAUGGCAUCCCCCCACCGCCGCGUGGAUGGCCGAGCAGCCCGGCUGCAACCAAAAGGAGCCCCCUCCUCACGAUGGUGGGGAUGCUGCCAAGGAGCCAAGCACUGGAUCUAUACAGAGGGCUGAGGAAAGUUCCAGAGACAGCUCCGACCCCCAGGGGGAGGAGGAGGAGACCCCGCAGCUGAUGCGGACCAAGAGUGUGAGCUGCGUGGUCCCGAGAAGGCCCAAACCCCACGCCCCCGGCGAGGCCCAGCGGCUGCGGCGACACCGCUUCUCCAUCAACGGGCACUUCUACAAUCACAAGACGUCUGUGUUCACCCCUGCCUACGGGUCCGUGACCAACGUGAGGGUCAACAGCACCAUGACGGCCCUGCAGGUGCUCACCCUGCUGCUGAACAAGUUCAGGGUGGAAAAUGGCCCUGGUGAAUUUGCUCUCUACAUCGUUCACGAGUCUGGAGAGAGGACAAAAUUAAAAGACUGCGAGUACCCACUGAUUUCCAGAAUCCUGCACGGGCCCUGUGAGAAGAUUGCCAAGAUAUUCCUGAUGGAGACAGACUUGGGCGAGGAGGUCCCCCAUGAUGUCGCUCAGUACAUUAAGUUUGAAAUGCCGGUGCUGGACAGUUUUGUUGAAAAGUUAAAAGAAGAGGAGGAAAGAGAAAUAAUCAAACUGACCAUGAAGUUCCAAGCCCUGCGUCUGACGAUGCUGCAGCGCCUGGAGCAGCUGGUGGAAGCCGAGUAGCCGGCCAGUGUCUGCCUCUUCUGAAGCCCCAAGAAGCCACCACACACUAAGUCCCGGUGGCCGUUGGCUGAGGGGUCCUGCUUGUUGGUGGCCCCCGCCUGGGAAUCCAGUGCCCGUGCUUCCCAUCUGUCUAAAUCCCAGUCCUGUGGGUCCCAUGUCCCCAGCACUUGGCUCUGAGGAGGAGCUGGGAAUGUUCUGGGUGGUGUCUGCGUGUGAGGCCAGCCCGGAGUGGCCAGUCCUGUUGCACCAUGCCUGUCCUGCCCAGGAGAGCAGUGCCCGGGGCAUGAGCUCAGCUUUCCCAGUGCCUGACCCAGAGCCCCUGACGGACCCCGGAACCUCUGGCUCCAUCACCCACGUGAACCACGCUACCCACAUCUGCCUAUCACGGCAUCUGCUGCCCCAGAACUCUCCUUCCGUGGAAAGCAGGGCUGCCACUGGGUAUGGAGCACAGCCCUGGUCCCAGCCAUCGCAUCACCUGCAAGCCUCAGACGUCACUGUGCGAGCCUUGUUCAGCGCAGCAGCUGCAGCUCGGGGGUCAGCUCAGGAGCAAGUCCAUGAAUGUGCAGUCUUCCCUCUUCAGCACUUGCCUCAACGUCAUCAGGGAGACCAGUGAGAAUUCUUGUCAGGAGCCAGUCUGACCACGCUGAGCAGAUGUUGCCAAGGCAUUGAAAGGAUGCCCCCCUCCCAGCCGUCCUGUGGACACCCAGGGACCUCUGGCCUCCUCUGGACUUGCUUUUCUCUGCUCUAGUGGCUCUCAGCUCUUGCUUCCUUCAGCAGGGCAUGCUGAGGAGAAGUGUGUUCAGGGAGAAAGAGCUUUGAAUUCCCUGGGGCCAGAUUCGGAACAAUCUUUGUCUGCCUGCUGAUGGAUAAUUUCUGGAAUGAGAAGGCUUGCAAAACUAUGCAACGGUUUCUAUCAGUCACUCAAAGUGUUUGUCCAAAACAAGAGCAAAUGAAAGACCCAGAUUCUUCUCCUGCUGGGCAGAUCAAGGAGUCUGUGUAAGGUAGAUUUACAGAAGAAACCAUAAAGGGCCCAAAGAUUGGAGAUGUUCUCUCUCCGCUACCUGCAGAGACCCCUCGCUGGCAUCCAUAAAGAGCAGAGACUUGGGAGCAAACAGGCAGCGCAGAUCCAACUUGUUGGGGCCAAUGUCACAUGAGGAUUUCCCCAACCCAGCCACUGUCAUCAGACCUGGCCAUGGUUUCUGUUGUCUUUGAUCUCCUUUGAUAACAUGGUUUUUAGGUGUUCAAUAAAUGUGUUAGUAAAAUUUU